AUGAUGCCAGCUGACUUCCAACUUCCAGAAUUUCUCUCUUCUGCAGCCACGGAGAAGUACGUGUCUGCCAUCCAGAAGAUGGAGCAGACCGUGAUGUUCCCCAGCCUUCUUCGUGGGGUCUCCUUAGAAGACCUGGAAGAUACUUUCGGGGCCGGCAAAGAUUUGUUUGAACAUUUUACGUUGCUGAAAUCCGGCAAGGGGAUGCUGGAAGGCGGGCUGUUACCUCUGAGAAUAGAGAAGCAGUUACCUGUGGCUCCUCAAGAGAAGCAGGACAACAUGGAGGAGGACAGCCUGGAAGACAUAUUUUACUACCACUUGUCGAGUCUGUAUCGUGUCCUCCAUCAUUUGACCCAGAGGGCCCUGGCUGUCACGGCCAAAUACAACGAAAUUAUGGAACGGAUCAACCGGAGCUAA
Messenger RNA from Crotalus tigris (Tiger rattlesnake), 414 nucleotides. RefSeq names its product thyroid hormone responsive (gene THRSP). The record is from RefSeq and is a predicted model, not a curated record. Gene Ontology annotation, biological process: regulation of lipid biosynthetic process. Lineage: Eukaryota; Metazoa; Chordata; Lepidosauria; Squamata; Viperidae. The transcript has a single exon. The coding region runs from base 1 to 414 and encodes 137 amino acids. Gene Ontology annotation, cellular component: cytosol.